UCAUCACAGCCAUCUUUGGACGAUAUAAUAGAAAUAAGCCUUGGAAGCUUUGGUUGGACUCAACUCCUUCAAUCUCUCCUUGUGUCCUUCUCAAUGUUCUUCGAUGCACAACAAUCAUUCAUCAGUAUCUUCACUGAUGCUCACCCUUCAGAAGCUUCUGAUAUCUGCAAGAUUCCAAGAUCUUCUUCGUGGGCUUGGGAUGGUCUCUCCCCUAAGACAAUCAUAUCCCAGUGGCAUCUUGAAUGUGCCAGUUCCUUCAUUACAGGCUUACCUCAAUCUUCCUUCUUCAUGGGUUGCUUGCUUGCUGGCUUUCUUCUUGCCUCGUCCGCUGAUUCAUCCCUUGGCAGGAAGAACCUGCUCUUUCUCUCUUGUUUAACCAUGUCGAUUGUUUCAAGCAUCAUUGUGUUUUCCCCCAACGUCUGGGUCUACUCAGCUUUCAAGUUUCUGAUUGGGUUUUGCCGCUCAUCGAUCGGAACUUGUUCUCUGGUUUUGCUGACAGAAAGAGUUCAAAAAGAGUGGAGAUUUCGAGUUGGUGUCCUCGAGUAUAUUUGGUUCACAUUAGGGUUUAUGUCCUUGCCUGGUAUAGCUUAUGUUCACAGACAUUCGUCAUGGAAGUCUCUUUACCUGUGGACUUCAAUUCCUGGAAUUUUCUACUCCCUUUUCGCUUACAUUUUUGUCACAGAGUCUCCAAGGUGGCUUCUCAUGCGAGGUCGAGAAAAAGAAGCCAUGGCUAUGCUCAAAGGAAUCACUCCUGAUUCAACAGAAGAACAUGGCGGAACCAUAACUUCAAGUCAAUUAGCAGAACUUGCUCAACAACAAAGUAGUGCUUCUUCAACUUCUUCCAACCCCUACUCAUCGAUUAGAGAACUUUAUGAGAAAACUUGGGCUCUUAAACGAUUAUUAGCAGUUAUGGUGCUUGGCUUUGGGAUUGGAAUGGUGUAUUUUGGCAUUCCUUUGAACAUGGGAAACUUAGGCUUCAACAUAUAUCUGAGUACUUUCUUUAAUGCUUUACUGGACAUACCAGCUUUCAUAGCCACUUACUUGUUGGAUAAUUGCAGGAGAAAGCCUUCAAUUCUGGGCUUCUGUAUAGCAACUGGGAUUAGUUGUUUGAUUUGUGGUGUGAUCACUACAAAUGAUGAGAUUCUUCGCAAAAUGAAACUAGGGCUUGCUUUGAUCUCAUUCUUCAGUGUUGGGACAGCUUUUAAUAUGUUUCUGAUAUACGUAAUAGAGCUAUUCCCUACAUGUGUGAGGAAUAUUGCAACAUCAAUGGCGAGGCAGGCCAUUGUGUUUGGAGCCAUAUUCAGCCCAUUUUUGAUAUCAGAAGGAAGGAAAAAUGACUUGUUCUCUUAUGGCGUGUUUGGGGUGGUUAUAUUAUGUAGUGCUUCUUGUAUUCUACAGUUGUUUGAAACCACAGGACUUACUCUCUCUGAUACUAUGGAUCAACAGGAGAGGAAAGAAAGCAGAAAUGUAUAA
Neltuma alba is the source of this 1473-nucleotide messenger RNA. RefSeq names its product organic cation/carnitine transporter 2-like. The transcript has a single exon. Gene Ontology annotation, molecular function: transmembrane transporter activity. Lineage: Eukaryota; Viridiplantae; Streptophyta; Magnoliopsida; Fabales; Fabaceae. Gene Ontology annotation, biological process: transmembrane transport. The record is from RefSeq and is a predicted model, not a curated record. The coding region runs from base 94 to 1473 and encodes 459 amino acids. Gene Ontology annotation, cellular component: membrane.